This is a messenger RNA of Neltuma alba, 2412 nucleotides long. RefSeq lists its product as uncharacterized. The coding region runs from base 303 to 1703 and encodes 466 amino acids. The transcript is spliced from 2 exons. Lineage: Eukaryota; Viridiplantae; Streptophyta; Magnoliopsida; Fabales; Fabaceae. The record is from RefSeq and is a predicted model, not a curated record.
CAAGUCUUCGCCGUGUUUGACCUCCACUCCUCCGUUCCCCCUACCAAUACAGCGCCCCCUUCUUCCGCUGUUCUGAUUCCCCCCCCCCCUCUCUCUCUCUCUCAAUCCCUCAAAUAGCUACUCUCUUCAUUUUAUAAUCUAUACAUACACAUACUCUUCACUUCGUUCUCAUUCUUUCCCCCUACCAAAUCCUCCUUCUCUGCUUCCUUGCUCUUCAAUCUUCUUUCUCCUUUUCUGUUUCGAUUUGUUUUCUGCUGUUUUCCCCAUUUUGAUCUCGCCAAGCAGACCAGAAACCCGCCGAUAUGAGACGCGUUAACGGGGAUUAUCGACCCGUUAACAAUACUUUUGAUACUAUAAACGCUGCUGCCACUGCGAUCGCCGCCGCCGAUAAUCGCCUUCCUCGGCCAUCUGUCCAGAAGAAAAGAUGGGGAGGCUGCUUGGGCAUAUCUUUGUGUUUUGGAUUUUCGAAAAACCGAAAGCGAAUAGGGCAUGCUGCCCUUGUUCCUGAAACAACACCUCCAGCUGCUGCUGGUAGCGGCGGCGGUGCUCCUGCAACUACAGCUGCAAACUCAACCCAAACAACCAGUGUAGCACUUCCCUUCAUUGCACCUCCUUCAUCUCCUGCAUCUUUCCUUCAAUCAGAACCUCCUUCCGCAAUGCAGUCACCGGUUGGUACAGUAUCAUUCACUCCCGUAUCUGCUAGUAUGUACUCUCCAAGUGGCCCUGCCUCUAUAUUUGCAAUUGGCCCUUAUGCCCAUGAAACCCAAUUAGUUUCACCUCCUGUUUUCUCCACCUUUACCACUGAACCAUCAACUGCUCCUUUGACUCCACCGCCUGAGUCUGUCCACUUGACUACACCUUCUUCGCCGGAGGUGCCAUUCGCUCGGCUGCUUGACCCUAACCUCAGGAAUGGUGAGACUUUCCAGAAGUUCCAAAUAUCUAACUAUGACUUCCACUCUUAUCAGCUUCAUCCUGGUAGCCCAAUUGGUCAGCUCAUAUCUCCAAGAUCUGGCAUCUCAGCUUCUGGCACCUCAUCUCCUUUCCCUGAUUCUGAAUUAACUGCAGCUGGCAGGCAUACCCUUGACUUCCAGACAGGAGACCCUUCCAAGCUUCUAAAUUAUGAUAAAUUUUCCACUUCUGAAAACCAGAGAUCAUAUCAGGGUUCUGGAUCUCUAACCCCAGAUGCUGCAAAGUCCACAACUCAAGAUAGUUCCCUUGCACAUCAUCAGGUUUCUGAGAAGAGAAUGUCCCCAGGCAUCCCAAAUCGAAGCAGUAAUCGUCUGAAUGUAAACCAUAGAGUCUCAUUUGAAUUAGCUGCUCAAGAAUUAUUGAGAUGCUUCGAGAACAAACCAGUGGUAUUAGCUAGAGCAGUACCGAAAUCGAAAAAUGAUGCGGCAAGAGAAGAGAAAGAUGAGAAUUCAAGAGAAACUGGGAGUGAUGACAAAAUCCUUGUUGCUGAAACUGCUGAUGAUGCGCAGGGGAAAAUCACAGGGAAUGGAGACGAGGACGUGGUUAAUCAGAAUCCUCCAUCCGUAACCCUUUCUUCUGCCAAGGAAUUCAAUUUUGACAAUGCAGACGGAGGGGAUUCUCAUGCACCCAAUUUAGUCGCAGAUUGGUGGGCCAAUGAGAAAGUUAUGGGAAAGGAGGGAGAACCCUCCAAGAAUUGGUCUUUCUUCCCAAUGAUUCAACCUGGUGUGAGCUAACCAACAAGAACACACACAUUAAAUCUGGCAUAGUGUUUUAGUUUCGCUGCCUUGCUGCGUGGCCGCAGCCAACACCUACUAAGAUGAAUCAUAGGCCACUAAUUGCUUUUAGCUGGGAAGUCUAACACAAGAAUGAUGGGGCUCUUUUUUGAACAUCGUGGCCCCUGAAGAGGUAAGAUAGUUUCAGAUGGAUCAUGUUAGUUCAGAGUUCUUUCCUAAUCUGGGUUAGAAAUGCUUAUCCUUUCCACAUUGUAUUAUAAUGGACAGUGUGGCAGUGAUUAUAAAUAAUGAAAAUCGAUGAUCAUGAUCAUUUUGACUAUGACGUGAACACGCAAAUGUAUGUAUCUGGGUUUGGUUCUCUCUGCACCGAUUUUGUGGCAGAGCUCUCAGUGAUUGGGUGGAUUUGAUCAACGUUCAUGAAGCUUUGCCAUUCAGCUGGGGGCGGCAACUAAAUCAAGCUCAAAGAUUUCGCAUUAAACAUACUAUUACUCUAUUAUAAGUGGUUAUUAUAGUAUGCCCGCCUGAUCCAUCAAGCAUUGGAUUUCCUUGGCGCCGAAAAUAGUCCAACGGGGCCGACUUCCUGUAUAGAAAUGGUGGUUUGUGCCUUCAUGGUUGUACCCCUCUGCCUCGAGGUACAGAGUCCCACGUGUUGAUUUCUGCCCUCGUGCUGCUUCAGUCUUUCAGAUUAAUUAAUGAAUGUUCAAUCUGC